GAAGUCGUGAAAAACAUUUGUUAUUUAAAAACAGAGCAGGGGUUAGGUGUGGAAGCUUAUGCAUAUAAUCCUGGGACUUUGGGAGGCCAAGACUGGAGGAUCACUGAGAUAGGAAUUCGAGACUAGCCUGGGCAACAUAGCAAGACCCCCAUCUCUACUAAAAAAUUAGCUGGACGUGGUGGUGUGUGCCUAUAGUCCCGGCCAUUUGGGAGACUGAGGCAGGAGGAUUGGUUGAGCCCAGGAAUUCAAUGCUGCAGUGAGUUAUGAAGGUGUCACUGUACUGGGUAGGUCCAUAGUUUGUUUUUUCCUUUCAAAGGAUGUCCUUACACUACUGUUGACAGAGUGAUGCCUUAUCUCAAAAACAAAACCAAGCAGAACAGCAACUUUUGUGAAAAAAAAAGUAACCUUUUAAAUAACUUUUUGUGUGUGUGUAAAUCUGUACAUAGUUUUGAGUGGACAUUUGUUAAUUCCUUUGCUACCUCCAUUCCCUUUUGCUUCCUUCAGUGGUAGGCUAUGUUCUCUCAUUUUCAACCCUUUGGAUUCUCAUUCCUAACUCUAGGGUACCAUAAUUAACUUAAUCUACUUUAUUUUUAUUUAUUUAUUUUGAGACAGGGUCUUUCUCUGUUGCCCAGGCCGGAGUGUGGCAGUGCAAUCACAACUCACUGUAGCCUCGACCUCCUGAGCUCCCAUCUCAGCCUCUCGAGUAUCUGAUACUACAGGCUCACACCACCAUGUUUGCCUAAUUUUUUUUUUUUUUUUUUUUAGAGACAGCAUCUGCCUAUGUUGCCCAGGCUGGUCACGAGCUCUGAGGCUCAAGCGAUCCUCUCGCCUUGAGCUCCCAAAGUGCUGGGAGUACAGGCGUGAGCCACUACUUCUGGCCUAGAUUAGUCUACUUUAAAUCCUCCUAACUGCUCCCCACCUCACCUCCAUUCCUGCGCAAGUUACAUAAUGCUAGCGAGUGCUUCUGGGAAAGAAAAGUUUUCUCUUUCUUUCUCUAGAGCUACUGAAAGAGACCCUUUCUCUCCUUCAAAAUGGUGUCAUAUGAAAUUUGAGGUGUGGAAUGGCUGCAGCCGUUGUUGCCAAGGUUGGAUGUAGCCUGAGGAUGAACCUACUCAUGGAACAGGGCAGAACCAAGAGAAUGGCAGAUAAGUGAAAAUGCAACCCUGAUGACAUUGUAAAUCUCUGGAUCAGACUUCCUCUGGAUGUUUCAAUUUGUGAUACAGUAAAGUCCAUCCCUCUCUCUCCCCUUUUUAAGCUGCUGAAUCAGGAAUAAUAAAAGUUAAAACAAUUGCUGCACGAAACACUGAAAUUUUGGCAGCACUGAAAGAGAACAGCUCAGAGGUUGUACAGCCUUUUUUAAUGGGUUGUGGAACCAAGGAACCGAAGAUCACUCAGCUAUGUUUGGCUGCUAUUCAGAGACUCAUGUCACAUGAAGUCGUGUCUGAGACUGCAGCUGGAAAUAUAAUUAACAUGCUUUGGCAGCUAAUGGAGAAUAGUCUUGAAGAACUUAAGCUACUUCAAACAGUUCUUGUUCUUUUAACAACCAAUACAGUAGUUCAUGAUGAGGCACUUUCUAAGGCAAUCGUUCUUUGUUUUCGACUACACUUCACAAAAGAUAAUAUUACAAAUAAUACAGCUGCUGCUACAGUGCGACAAGUUGUUACUGUUGUUUUUGAGAGGAUGGUUGCUGAAGAUGAACGACACAGGGAUAUUAUAGAACAACCAGUACUGGUACAAGGAAAUAGUAACAGAAGAUCUGUCAGUACCCUCAAACCUUGUGCUAAAGAUGCAUAUAUGCUUUUCCAGGAUCUUUGUCAGUUGGUUAAUGCUGAUGCUCCUUAUUGGCUAGUGGGCAUGACAGAAAUGACUCGGACGUUUGGCCUCGAAUUACUUGAGUCAGUCCUCAAUGAUUUUCCGCAGGUCUUUUUACAACACCAAGAAUUUAGUUUCCUCCUCAAAGAAAGGGUAUGUCCUCUUGUGAUAAAGCUCUUUUCUCCAAAUAUAAAGUUCAGACAAGGUUCCAGCACCUCAUCUUCUCCAGCACCAGUUGAAAAACCAUAUUUUCCUAUCUGCAUGCGUUUGCUGAGAGUAGUAUCUGUUCUGAUUAAGCAGUUUUACAGUCUUUUGGUAACUGAAUGUGAGAUAUUUCUGUCACUUCUGGUGAAAUUUCUGGAUGCAGAUAAACCACAGUGGCUACGAGCUGUUGCGGUGGAAUCAAUACACAGAUUCUGUGUGCAGCCUCAACUAUUAAGGUCAUUUUGUCAGUCCUAUGAUAUGAAACAGCAUUCUACCAAGGUUUUUCGUGAUAUUGUAAAUGCACUGGGAUCUUUUAUACAGUCCUUGUUUCUUGUCCCCCCUACUGGAAAUCCUGCAACAAGCAACCAAGCUGGAAACAAUAAUUUAGGUGGCUCAGUCUCAGCACCAGCUAACUCAGGAAUGGUGGGGAUUGGUGGAGGUGUUACUUUGCUACCAGCAUUUGAAUAUAGGGGAACCUGGAUACCUAUUCUGACAAUCACAGUUCAAGGCAGUGCUAAAGCCACCUACUUAGAAAUGUUGGACAAAGUUGAGCCUCCAACUAUACCUGAAGGUUACGCCAUGUCUGUGGCAUUCCAUUGUUUGCUAGACCUUGUUCGUGGAAUCACAAGUAUGAUUGAAGGAGAGCUAGGAGAGGUUGAAACAGAAUGUCAAACCACCACUGAAGAAGGUUCUUCACCAACACAGUCGACAGAACAGCAGGAUUUACAGUCAACAUCAGACCAAAUGGAUAAGGAAAUUGUUAGUAGGGCUGUUUGGGAAGAAAUGGUGAAUGCCUGCUGGUGUGGUCUUCUUGCUGCACUCUCACUCCUUCUUGAUGCCAGCACAGAUGAAGCUGCCACUGAGAAUAUUUUAAAAGCUGAACUGACUAUGGCUGCUCUUUGUGGAAGACUGGGCCUUGUAACUUCAAGAGAUGCCUUUAUAACUGCAAUAUGCAAAGGUUCCCUGCCUCCCCAUUAUGCUCUUACUGUAUUGAAUACCACCACUGCAGCUACACUUUCCAACAAAUCAUAUUCCGUUCAGGGCCAAAGUGUUAUGAUGAUAAGUCCAUCAAGUGAAUCUCACCAACAAGUUGUGGCAGUGGGUCAACCUUUAGCAGUCCAGCCUCAAGGGACAGUAAUGCUGACUUCCAAAAAUAUCCAGUGUAUGAGGACUUUACUUAACUUGGCGCAUUGCCAUGGGGCCGUUCUUGGAACAUCAUGGCAACUUGUCUUGGCAACUCUUCAGCAUCUUGUGUGGAUUCUGGGAUUAAAGCCUAGUAGUGGCGGUGCCUUGAAACCUGGGAGAGCUGUAGAAGGACCCAGUACAGUUCUAACAACAGCAGUGAUGACAGAUUUACCAGUGAUUUCCAAUAUACUUUCAAGAUUGUUUGAAAGCUCACAGUAUCUUGAUGAUGUAUCACUGCAUCAUUUAAUAAAUGCACUUUGCUCCUUGUCUCUAGAAGCAAUGGAUAUGGCCUAUGGAAAUAAUAAGGAACCAUCUCUUUUUGCUGUUGCCAAAUUGUUAGAAACUGGUUUAGUUAAUAUGCACCGAAUAGAAAUUCUGUGGAGACCUCUGACUGGCCAUCUACUUGAGGUCUGCCAGCAUCCAAACUCUCGAAUGAGAGAAUGGGGAGCAGAAGCUUUAACUUCUCUUAUUAAAGCAGGAUUAACAUUUAACCAUGAUCCUCCACUCUCACAAAACCAGAGGCUGCAGUUGCUUUUAUUGAACCCAUUAAAGGAGAUGUCCAAUAUUAAUCAUCCAGAUAUUCGACUCAAGCAGUUAGAAUGCGUGUUGCAGAUUCUGCAGAGUCAGGGAGACAGUCUUGGGCCUGGAUGGCCAUUAGUGCUUGGAGUCAUGGGAGCAAUCAGAAAUGAUCAAGGAGAAUCCUUGAUACGAACUGCAUUCCAGUGUCUUCAGUUGGUUGUGACAGAUUUUCUACCAACAAUGCCUUGUACUUGCCUGCAAAUAGUUGUAGAUGUUGCAGGUAGCUUUGGCCUCCAUAACCAAGAACUCAAUAUUAGUUUAACUUCAAUAGGUUUAUUGUGGAAUAUUUCAGAUUAUUUUUUCCAAAGAGGGGAAACUAUUGAAAAAGAACUAAAUAAGGAAGAGGCAGCACAGCAAAAGCAGGCAGAAGAGAAAGGAGUUGUUUUAAAUCGGCCAUUCCACCCUGCACCGCCAUUUGAUUGCUUGUGGUUAUGUCUUUAUGCAAAAUUGGGUGAACUAUGUGUGGAUCCCCGUCCUGCUGUCAGGAAGAGUGCAGGGCAAACUCUGUUUUCUACAAUUGGUGCGCAUGGAACUUUAUUACAGCAUUCAACCUGGCACACUGUUAUCUGGAAGGUACUCUUUCAUCUACUGGACAGAGUUCGAGAGUCCUCUACCACUGCAGACAAAGAAAAGAUUGAGUCUGGAGGUGGCAAUAUUCUCAUUCAUCAUUCAAGGGACACAGCCGAGAAGCAAUGGGCUGAGACGUGGGUAUUAACAUUGGCUGGAGUAGCAAGGAUCUUCAACACUAGAAGAUAUUUGCUGCAGCCUUUAGGAGAUUUUUCAAGAGCUUGGGAUGUUCUUCUUGACCAUAUACAGUCAGCAGCACUCAGCAAAAACAAUGAAGUAUCUCUGGCUGCUCUGAAAAGCUUCCAGGAAAUUUUACAGAUUGUGUCCCCUGUCAGAGACUCAGAUAAGCCUGAGACACCACCUGUAGUUAAUGUACCUGUGCCUGUUCUUAUAGGGCCCAUAUCAGGCAUGAGCAGGCCAUUUGUAAGAACAGAUUCCAUUGGAGAAAAACUUGGAAGAUAUAGUAGCUCUGAGCCACCCAUUGUUACUGAUGAGCUUGAAGAUUUGAAUCUAUGGUGGGCUGCGUGGAAUACCUGGUAUAGAAUUGGAUCUGAAAGUACUAAACCUCCUGUUACUUUUGAUAAACUAACUUUUAUUCCUAGCCAGCCUUUUCUUACAGCUUUAAUUCAGAUAUUUCCAGCUCUCUACCAACACAUAAAAACUGGUUUCAAUAUGGAUGACUUGCAAAAGUUGGGAGUCAUAUUGCACAGUGCUAUUUCAGUCCCAAUAAGUUCAGAUGCAUCCCCUUUUAUUCUUCCAUCUUAUACCGAAGCAGUUUUGACAAGUUUACAGGAAGCUGUACUUACAGCUUUAGAUGUUCUCCAAAAGGCCAUUUGUGUAGGACCAGAAAACAUGCAGAUAAUGUAUCCAGCUAUAUUUGACCAGUUGUUGGCAUUUGUAGAAUUUUCCUGUAAACCUCCACAGUAUGGACAGCUGGAAACAAAGCACAUUGCAAAUGCAAAAUAUAAUCAGAUCCAACUAUUUGCACCGGCGGAAUGGGUAGCCUUGAAUUAUGUGCCGUUUGCUGAAAGGUCUUUAGAAGUAGUUGUGGAUUUAUACCAAAAAACAGCGUGUCACAAAGCAGUGGUGAAUGAGAAAGUGCUCCAGAAUAUUAUUAAGACUCUUAGGGUUCCUCUCAGUUUGAAGUAUUCCUGCCCUUCUGAAAGCACAUGGAAACUAGCAGUAUCCUCUCUCCUCAGAGUUCUUUCUAUUGGGCUACCUGUUGCCCGGCAGCAUGCUUCUUCUGGAAAAUUUGACAGUAUGUGGCCAGAACUAGCCAAUACUUUUGAAGAUUUUCUCUUUACUAAAAGCAUACCUCCAGAUAAUCUCUCUAUUCAAGAGUUUCAAAGAAAUGAAAAUAUUGAUGUCGAGGUAGUUCAACUUAUCAGCAAUGAGAUACUACCUUAUGCCAAUUUUAUUCCUAAGGAAUUUGUUGGUCAAAUAAUGACAAUGCUUAACAAGGGCUCAAUACAUUCUCAGUCAUCUUCAUUUACAGAAGCAGAGAUUGAUAUUCGUUUGAGAGAGGAAUUUUCUAAAAUGUGUUUUGAAACAUUACUCCAGUUUUCCUUUAGUAAUAAAGUCACAACACCUCAAGAAGGCUACAUCUCACGAAUGGCACUCUCAGUGCUUUUAAAGAGGUCCCAAGAUGUGCUACAUCGCUAUAUAGAGGAUGAAAGAUUAAGUGGUAAAUGCCCUCUUCCAAGGCAACAAGUAACAGAAAUUAUAUUUGUUUUAAAAGCAGUCAGUACUCUUAUUGAUUCACUUAAGAAAACUCAGCCUGAGAAUGUUGAUGGAAAUACCUGGGCACAAGUAAUUGCCUUAUACCCAACUUUAGUAGAAUGCAUCACCUGUUCUUCUUCAGAAGUCUGUUCUGCACUUAAAGAGGCACUAGUUCCUUUUAAGGAUUUCAUGCAACCACCAGCAUCCAGAGUUCAAAAUGGAGAAUCUUGACCGGCUACAAUAUAUUUGAAAGCAGGAAGAUAUUCUAAAAAAUGUUUGCUCCUAAUUGAGUCUUCUGUGAGAAGGACAUUUCUUACUGCAAAUAAUUCUUGGCAGCUGUUGUUGGCCUCCUUUAAAUUCUACUUACCUGAGUUCAGUAAUUCAUAUUACAGGCUUGCACAUCAACAAAGGCUCCUGAAUGAACAGCAGUGUAAGGCUUUAAUAAAUUAAACUGAUGGGAGGGAUAAUUAACACUACAGUAUACAUGCUACCAUAUCUCCAGUUGGUGAUUUAAAGUGAGCUUAUGUACAGUUUGUGGUGUAUGUGUUAAUGAUGUACUUUUUAAAAAGAAAGAAAAGAUAUUUCAAUUCAGUCAGAUUUAUUAGUCUGGUGUUUUUGCACCCUUUUUCAAGUACAAAAUCGUACUAGAAUUUUAUGCAAGAUGGUACUGUAACAUUCCAUAUUAUCUAUAACCAGCCUUUGUUAACAAAGGGAACUGAUAUACUUGUGUGUAUAAUAAAUGGUACAGUUCUGUAUAAAAUAGUGCAUUUAUUUAAAUUUUAAAAGUAUUGAUAAUGUUAAAUGCUUAAAGCUCUAUUAUUAAUACAAAAUUGUUUGCUUACAUUUUUACUUAUAAUUUGCCUUCAUAUGUGGCGGAUAAGCUCACCGUAUGAUCAUGCAGUUAGCUUCAUGCUUAUUUUAAAUGUAUUAUUAGUGACCAUUAAACAUAUGACCAGUAAGGUCACGUGAACACAGCAGCAAAUAGUUUAUGAUUUGCUGAUUUUGGAGCUUUGAAAUAUAGGUUCUUAAUACAUUGAUACAUAUUGUAGCACUAUGACUUCAUCAUACCUCAUUUCUUUAAACAGCUCUCCAAGCUUUCACUGAAGUCUGUCUGUUUUUUAUAUUGGCUGUCUGGAUUUUAAAGACUUUUCAUAUUUUAUAUUUCUACUGAUUUUGUUUCCCCUAACAUUUGUCACUGUCUUUGAAUUAUGACCCAGGCAAGAUGAUUUCAGAUUUUCUAAAAUCUUGCCUGUGAGGUUUUGUUCAUAUCAGUGCUUCAUUUUGUAAUGUCUUCUCAAGAAAAAUACCUAUGUUAACUCACAAGUAUAAAAUAUGUGUGUAUUAUAAAACAAUGAAAAGUGUAUUUUUGGAGAUAGUAAAGCAUUUAGAAGUGCAGUGAACUUGCUGUCAUGGAGUAAAAUGCUAAUUAUGUUUCACUUUCCUAUCCUAGUGAAAAAGAAAAGUGCUCUUGAGUACAAUACCUUAAUUAUUUCUUAAAAUACUGACUUUGACCUAGCUCACUGUAUUUUUUAUUUAAUGGAUUAUGGAUUAUAGUAUUUUUCUUCUGAGUUAAAUUUUCAUAAUUUAUGUGAAGACACAAAGAUGUUUAAAACAAUGAUUAUUCAUAAGAAAUCAUAAUGGUCUCGGUAUUAUUUUAGUGUAUUGGAAGGUCUUUGAUCUUAAUAGAAUUUAUAAAUUUCAGCUUCUCCAGAAUAAUCAUAAAACUGCAAAAAGAUAUUAUAAUUGAGUCAUGAUUGAGAUACAGUUUUGAGGCUAUUGCAAUUGUGUAAUUAUUUAAUUUGCAUUAUCUGUAAAAUGUAGUAAGGUCUUUGAGGGGAUAUUUUUUAUUUACAUGAAUUACUGAAUUUCUAUUUUAUUAUUUCACCUAAAAUUAAGGUAAAAUAUGGCAUUUCAUAAGUUCUGCUUUCAGCAUUUUCCUUAAAGUUGUAAAAAAUCGAGCUAUGUACUUAUUUUCUAUAUUUGGGUAUGUUAAAUUGAGGAUUAGAAAAAUCCACAUAAUCACUGAUAAAGCAUUGAAACAGAAUAACCCAAGGGUAGUGUACCGAUUCAGUAACAUGUUAAAAAUAUUGCUAUGCAUUUAUUCAAAGGAAAAUGGUCUAUUCUUGAGAAAUAAAAGAGCAGUUGCAAUUAGGAUAAUUAAAUAGUUAAAUAUGAGUCAAGUGUAUGCAAUAUACAUUUAUAUGAACCGAAGCUUGCUUUAUCAGGACCAUGCCCUACAGUUCAAAACAUAAACAUAGUGAAUGUUUUAAUAUCAUAUAAUAAGGUAAUAAAUGCCAGUCUUAGUGUGAAGCAAGUGGGUGGCCCCCUUGGUAGUAUAAUUGGACAGGCUUUUCCUCCAGAAUAUUUCCUGUCACCCUCCAAGAGUCACUACAGUAAUUGAUUGCUGGCAUGGAACACAUUGCCCUUGUCUUGUUAGUAUGAAUUGGGUUCUCCAGUGACUAGAAGAACUGGGGUGUGUGAAAUUAUUCGAUGCUAGGAGAUUCAAAAAGGAAGCUCUCAAAGAUAAGAUCAUUUUAUGGCACAAUUGAGUCUAUAACCAGCCCUUUAAGCAGUAGUAAAAAUGUCCUUUGUCAUACUUACUAGAAAUACUAUGAGUUUUUUUUUUUUUUUCAUUUGAGAUGGAGUCUCGCUCUGUCACCCAGGCUGCAAUGCAGUGGCACGAUCUUGGCUCACUGCAACCUCUGCUUCCCGGGUUCAAGCAAUUUCCUGCUUCAGACUUCCAAGUAGCUGGGAUUACAGACAUGCCACCAUGCCAGGCUAAUUUUUUAAAUAUUUUUAGUAGAGAUGGGGUUUCACCAUUUUGGCCAUUAUGGUCUUGAACUCCUGACCUCAGGUGAUGUGCCCGCCUUGGCCUCCCAAAGUGCUGACAUUACAGGCGUGAGCCACUGCGCCCAGCCAAUACCAUGAGUUUUAAGCCUCACAUCGUCACUUGCUGUCACUGCCAGUGCCUGUUUUAUUCAUAUUGCUGGACAACAGACAUAUGCCACCAAUUGUAUGAUUAAUAAAGUCUUUUUCUGGCCAUUUUGUCCAUUAUAAAGGAAAUAAACUAAUUGUUAACUUGCAUAGAUUACUUCUUAGUUUCCUAUGCUACCACCACUGCCAAGAGAAAAAAAAAUACAUCAUUUUGUAAUGUCUUUAGUAUUUCUUUAUAACUAGUGUUAAGGUUUUGUUAAUUUUAUUGUAUACAUUUGUAACAUUUAUUAGGAGCCUUUUAGGUUCCAAAACAAACAAAAGGCAUAAAAGUCUGGCUUAGAACCACUUUUCACUUGCUUUCAUUUUUAAUUUUAUUCACUUAACAGCUAACAUCUCUCUUGUUUCUUGUUUUUUCCAUUAUAUGGUUAUCGAUUCAACUCUUGCUAUAUUCCUUAAAUUUGUAUGUAUCAUCAGAAGAAAGAGAUGAACAAUUUAGUGUAGAUAUUUUAUUCUGGAGAAUAAUAUUCAAUUAAAUGAUUUCUACAGCAGGCCAGUAACAACUAGAUUAUUUGUCCUUUCUCAGUAUAAUUUUAAAGAGCAUUUUGUUUUAUUGUCGCAAUUUGGUACCACUAGUCCCAGGUAACCAUUGGGCCAAAGGAUCAGUUGAGAAACAGUUAAGGAUGAAUUAGCAUAAGUUAUGGAACAGUGUUAGAAAACAACUCAAAAGUAUAUUCUUUAUUGAGGUGGUCAUUAUUACAUUUGUGUCAAUGAAGGGCAGUGUAGUUAUUUUAUAAUGACUAAUAUUUUCUCCCCAAAUACAGAAUAAUUCAGAUGGGCAACCAAGUUUUCAAGAGACUGCUGUAGGUGAAGUCUGUCUAGCCAAGGCAGAACAUUUGCAGGAGUCCCUAACUGUGCCACCCUUGGAAUGGGUUAGUGUGCAGGCUUAGAAUAUUGUGGAUUACAGUUUUUCAGAGAAAACUACCACAGAUGUAGACAAAAAUGAUCUCUGAAAGCAUUGCCAGCAGCCAGGUAUGUUCCUUAGAUUUCCACUUAGGUUUGGCAUUUUGGCAGAUAAGCUAAUCUUGUAUAAAGUAUCACAUUUUACUAUGCUUAGUGUUCCUGGGUUGUAUUUAUCUACAUUAUUAGAGGGAAUUUUUAUUUUAAAAAAAUUAUCAUUCAUGAGAAGAAUGGGAGUUCAUGCCACAUAGUAUUUUACCAAUUUAUAUAAAGUGGGAAAAGUCUUUAAUACUUCAUGAUCACUUGAAUUAAAGUUUUUGUAUCUCUGGAAA
Molecule: messenger RNA, 10289 nt
Organism: Gorilla gorilla gorilla (western lowland gorilla)
Lineage: Eukaryota; Metazoa; Chordata; Mammalia; Primates; Hominidae
Gene: MON2
Product: MON2 homolog, regulator of endosome-to-Golgi trafficking
Exons: 35
Coding region: 1360-6297 (1645 amino acids)
Source: RefSeq, a predicted model, not a curated record